GGCCAGUACUUUCGCUUUGUGUUAAACGACCGAUUAGUUAAUCGCUUUGUUAAACUAACCAAUAUCAAUAAUCAUGAUUAAGCGGUUUCGGUACUUUACACCGUAGUUUAAAUCUUGUUUAGAUAACCAACGAUUAUGUUCGGUUGGUAACAAUGUUUUAACAAAAGUAGUUCAAACGUAUCGUUUAUUUCUUUGUUUAUUUCCUAACAUAACCUCUUCAACAUACGAUUGAUUUGUUAAAAUGGCAAAAAAACGCGAUAGAGGUUGCAAUUUUACAAUCACCGAAGUAGAUUUAUUAAUGAAAUGUGCUCUGCAAGAGUCUAAAAUAAUAGAAAAUAAAUUAACCGAUGGAGGAAGCUUAAGAGAAAAACAGAGUGCAUGGGCGAGAGUUGGAAAGUUAUUUGACAGUGCGAAUUCUGAAACGAAGCGUGAUGUUAACGCGUUGAAGAUGAAAUAUGAAAAUAUAAAAAGAAAUCUCAAAAAGAAAAUAGCGCUUUCAAAACAGAAUUACAGGGGCACUGGAGGUGGCCCACCCAUUGACGUGAAGUUAUUGUGGUAUGAAGAGCAAUUGUACUCAAUUUUACAAUUAAGUAUAGAAGGUCUUACCUCAACAGGUGAUUCGGACACAAUAGUUGUAAACGAGACAAAAUUAAUCGACAUAAAUGGUGUAGGAGAGCUUCCUGAAGAAAAUACUGAGAUUGUAUUUUCAGAUGUUUACAUGGAAAAUGAAUCGUCAUUGACACAAGCAAUGGUUAUCGUGCCUGCUGGCUUGACCUCUAGUGGCAUACAACCAGAGGUACAACCUGUAACUGACGAUCCAACUAAUACAAGACCAGUACAUGUUGAAAAUACUACUACACCACAGCCCACAAAGUCCUGGAACUUGAAACGUAAAAGAACUGUUACCUCUGAUGAAAAACAGAACAGCCUCAAGGGUUUUCAGGAUUUGGCUUUCCAAAAAACAGAAUUAGCUAAAAUUCAAGAGGAAUGUUACAAAAUAGAAAAGAACAUUAAGCUUGAUGCAGCACUUAAGCAGCAAAAUAAAACAAAGCAAGAGAAAGAGCUAGCAGAUAUUGAGAUGAACAUUAAACAAGAGCAAUUACAGGCCAUAAUUGAGGAGAGAACAAGAAAAAAAGAAUUGCAUGCCUUAGCUGUGGAAGAACAACAGUUAAAAAUCGAUAUAUUAAAAUGUGAAUUGAAUUCCAAGCUAAAAGAUUUAAAAAGUGUAACAUAGAAGGCUCACUUUAUUUUUAUUUAAACUGUAUACUUACAGAUAUUCUUACAUUUAUAUUUAAGUAGUAAACUAGACUUAAUUUAGAAAUCUAUAUGUUUCUUUUAAUUAUAAUAAUAAAAAAAUA
Messenger RNA from Photinus pyralis (common eastern firefly), 1358 nucleotides. RefSeq lists its product as uncharacterized. NCBI's taxonomy places the organism in Eukaryota, Metazoa, Arthropoda, Insecta, Coleoptera, Lampyridae. The record is from RefSeq and is a predicted model, not a curated record.